UUAGUACAACAAAAUACAUAAGUCAAGGUAGAUCUGAGUUUGUUAAAAAUUAAAUCCAAAUAAAAUUAAUAUGUUGUGGGGACUGAGCCCGGCAUUGGAUUUGUACGAGGAGUACCUGAAGGCCUUUAAGAUCAAGGAUGAUCCGUUGCCGGAGGAAGGAGAUUCGAGCGAAAAAGUGGAAGGCGCAGGAGGAGAUGAUCAACAAAAAAGCAUAAACAUUCUCAUUUGCGGCGGAGCUGAUCCACGUCAUGUGAUUAAGACUCUGGCCAAGAGAUACACCCAUCGCAAUCAACCCAAACUCAACAUAUAUGUGCUGGAUGGCUGUUCCGAAAUUGCAGCCAGGAGUAUGCUGCUACUGGGAGUAGCCCUUGAGGAUCCCGAGUCCUUUAGCCUGGUGGGCAAGGUGCAUCUGUACAUGGACCUCUACGGAAAUGCUGUGAUCCGGCCCAGCUCACAUCACUAUAUGGCCGCCAAGGGGCGCACUCUGCUGCAAAUGGUCACCGAUGAUGAAAAACUGCAGCAACUGGCUCCCAUGCUGAAUAUUGAGGGACUAAAGUACAAAGAGCGCGAUGGUUUGGAGAUGGCCUUUAGUUUCUGGCAGCCAGAUCCUUGGAAUGUAUUUGAGAUGACCUCCUAUUGGCAGAGGCGAGUGAGGGCUCUCCUGGGCACACGGUACGAUCAUCGUCUUGGGCUCUUUGACUGGGAUAUAAGCAUGACCCUAUGGGGUCGUGGAGGACAGCAGAUCUGUUCGCAGGAGUACCGCUACUGGCGGGAUUCGGGCGUGGCUUUUGUUUUUCCGGAAUAUGAGCAGUGCAAGCCGAACAAAACUCUGGCGGCUGGAUUGGUGCGAGAUGGACGAACAUUCAUGCAUCGUGGUUAUGUGGGCGAUAUCCAGACGGGUCCGUAUUGUGGAUUCGGACUGCGCACCGCCGAGGAGCGGAUGCAUCACUCGGUGCAUGGGGAUAAUGAUUAUCGGUCUACUGACAUAACGGAGCGCAACCUCUUGGAAUUCUUCCAUGAGCUGCAGACCCAGACCCCCUACGAACAUGAUCCCACGCGUUCCCGGAAGUACGGAUCCGUUCGGCUGCUGAUGACGCCGUUACUCACCCACCAGGAAGAGGAUGCAUCGGGGCAGGCGUCCUACGAUAAACCCUGGAUCCAGGUGCCCGGAGUCACAGUGCACUAUGUGUCGCCCUUGGAAAUGGCCGAACUGCAGAAGGGCGCUGCUCGCUGGAAUAACAUGUUUGAUGUUGCCUUUGUGGCCUAUAACUACUACACUUUCCUGAGCAAGGACUUCUUCCAGGCACUGCGCACGCAAGCGCUUUUCGUGCAGGAGACCAAACAGAUGACCGUGGAGCGCAAGGCUAUUGUGGAGGAGUUUGAAGCCAAUGCCAAGGAGCUGAUGAAGCAGGCUGGCCUCAAGGCAGCCAUUAACUACCAGGCCAUUAAUGCCAAAAACAUGUGGCUCAAAUACAAGAAGACUGAUAAUGAUGACGGAGAAGAUGAGCUGGAGCUUGAGCCGGAAAGUGUUCCGGGUAUAGAUAACGAUGUAGAUGCUGACGAUGCUUCUGGAAAUGAUCGUAAUCUGAUUAUAGAAGAGAUUCCAUCUGAUUAUCAAACUGUAUCAGCGAUUAAAAGGGAAGUAGAGGCAGAAGAGUCAAUCCAACCAAAGUAACGCAUCUACCAUCUGAACUGAAAUAAAAUUACAAUUGAAUGAAUACAACAGGUAA
Messenger RNA from Drosophila rhopaloa, 1730 nucleotides. RefSeq names its product dynein axonemal assembly factor 3 homolog (gene Dnaaf3). NCBI's taxonomy places the organism in Eukaryota, Metazoa, Arthropoda, Insecta, Diptera, Drosophilidae. The transcript has a single exon. The record is from RefSeq and is a predicted model, not a curated record. Gene Ontology annotation, biological process: motile cilium assembly; axonemal dynein complex assembly. Bases 71 to 1675 code for a protein of 534 amino acids.